Apis cerana (Asiatic honeybee) is the source of this 5069-nucleotide messenger RNA. RefSeq names its product U2 snRNP-associated SURP motif-containing protein. Gene Ontology annotation, biological process: RNA processing. NCBI's taxonomy places the organism in Eukaryota, Metazoa, Arthropoda, Insecta, Hymenoptera, Apidae. The record is from RefSeq and is a predicted model, not a curated record. Gene Ontology annotation, cellular component: nucleus. Gene Ontology annotation, molecular function: RNA binding.
UAUUCAUAUAUCAUAUAGUUAUCAAAGUGUGAGAAAAGGAUAUGUAUGUAAAUUAUAAUUAUUUAAUUCUUUAAUGUAAAAUGUCCUAAAAUACAUAUAUUUUUGGAAGUAUAACAGUAAACUAUAUGUGAUAAUGAAUUAUAAAAACUUUUAAAAAUAUUUUUCAAGGACUCGUACAAGGUUAAAUUAUUUACAAAUGGCAGAUAAAGCUAUUAUGAAGCAAAUAGCAGAACAAAAACUUAAAGCAUUUUCUAUUGGCACAAUGGGUAAAAGACCAUUAAGUAAAAAAGAAUUAGAAGAACAACGUAAGAAAGAACAAGAACAAGCUGCAGCUCAAGCAUUUGAAGAAUUUGUAGCAACUUUUCAAGAAACGCCUAAUAAAACAACUAGUAAGGUUUGGGUAAAAGCAGGAACUUAUGAUGCAGGCAAACGACAGGAAGAUACAAGAGAAAAAGGAAAACUUUAUAAGCCACAAUCAAAAAUAUCAGAGCUUGUUGAUAGCAGAUCAUCAGCUGAACAAGCACAAGAAUAUGCAAGAUUAUUAGGAUCUAAUGAAAGAAAAUUAGAUAGAUUAGGAAAAAAGAAGAAAGAAGGUGAAAAAAAGAAAAGUAACCUUGAAUUAUUCAAAGAGGAAUUAAAAAUGAUACAAGAAGAACGAGAAGAAAGACAUAAAUAUAAAGGUGUAGUGAAAAAUGUUAUUUCUACUCAAUCAGAAGAUCCAAUGUUGGCAGCUUUAAAAUGCGUUGAAGAUGGAUCAUUUGACAAUGGAGAUCCUAAUACUACUAAUCUAUAUUUGGGAAAUUUAAAUCCAAAGAUUACAGAACAACAAUUGAUGGAAAUAUUUGGCAAAUAUGGUCCAUUGGCUAGCAUUAAAAUUAUGUGGCCACGCAGUGAUGAAGAAAAAGCCAGACAAAGAAAUUGUGGGUUUGUUGCAUUUAUGAGUCGUAAGGACGGAGAACGAGCAUUAAAAAAUCUGAAUGGUCGUGAUAUAAUGCAGUAUGAAAUGAAAUUGGGCUGGGGAAAAAGUGUUCCAAUUCCACCUUAUCCCAUUUAUAUUCCACCUGCUUUAAUGGAAAUUACACAACCACCACCUCCAUCUGGUCUUCCAUUUAAUGCUCAACCGCAUCGCCGUGAUAGACAUAAGAUACCUCGUAUUCGUAAUCUUCAAACAGCAGAUCCUCAGGAAAAAGAAAAUUUUGAAAAGGUUUUACAAAAUGCAGUUGUCAAAGUGGUUAUUCCUACAGAAAGAAAUUUAGUAAUGUUAAUACAUAGAAUGGUAGAAUUUGUAAUUCGAGAAGGUCCUAUGUUUGAAGCAAUGAUCAUGAAUAGAGAAUUAAAUAAUCCAAUGUUUAGAUUUUUAUUUGAAAAUUAUUCUCCAGCGCAUAUUUAUUAUCGAUGGAAAUUAUAUUCUAUAUUACAAGGAGAUGGACAAAAAGAAUGGCGCACUGAAGAUUUUAGAAUGUUUAAAGGUGGAAGUGUGUGGAGACCCCCUCCUAUUAAUCCAUGGACACAAGGAAUGCCUGAUGAAUUGAUUGAAAUGGAAGAAAGACAAGAACCUAGAAGGGGUAGUUUAUCAAACAGCCAACGAGAUCGAUUAGAAGAUUUAUUACGAAACAUAUCACCUGAAAGAAUAAAAGUUGCAGAAGCAAUGGUAUUUUGUAUAGAACAUGCUGAAGCAGCAGAAGAAAUUUGUGACUGUAUUUCGGAAUCAUUAUCAAUAUUACAAACUCCUGUUAAUAAAAAAAUUGCAAGAUUAUAUCUUAUAUCCGAUAUAUUACAUAACUGUGGCGUAAAAGUAAAUAAUGCUACAAUUUAUCGUAAAGCAUUUGAAACUCGACUUUUGGAUAUAUUUAAUGAAGUUCAUCAAGCUUAUAAACAAUUUGAUAGUAGAUUAAAAGCAGAAGGAUUUAAAGUUCGUGUAAUGAGAAUGUUUAGAGCAUGGGAAGAUUGGGCAGUUUAUCCACGAGAUUUUCUUGUUAAAUUACAAAACACUUUUCUCGGGCUUGUUUUAGUAGAUGAACCAGAACCUGAAAAUGAUGAAGAUAUUGAUGGAGCACCUUUAUCAGAUGUAGAUGGAGAUGGUACAGAAGAUUUAGAUGGAGUACCAUUAGAUGGUGCAGCUCUUCUUAAAGGUGCUAUGAAACAUGGUUUAACACCACAAACAACUAAUUAUGAUGACAUUGAUGGUGUACCUAUGGAUGAAGAUAUCGAUGGUGUUCCUAUGGAUGAAGAUGAUUCUUCAAAUGUACAAAGUAAAGAAGAUGAUAAAAAACCAUCUAUUCCUGCAGGAUUUGUACCAUCUCGUUGGGAAACUGUUGAUCCUGAUCAGGUUGAAGCACAAGCUAUGACAACUAGCAAAUGGGAAGAAUUAGGUCAAAAUGAUGAUUCGAAUUCUCAAGAUACUAGUAUGGAUUCUAGUGGUAGGGAUUAUAAUGAAGAAAGACGAAGUCGACUACGUGAAAUUGAAGUUAAAAUAAUGCAAUAUCAAGAUGAAUUAGAAAGUGGUAGAAGAACAUUAAAAUCUGGUAUGACAAUUCAAGGACAAGUAGAACAUUAUAGAAAGAAACUCAUAAGAAAGAGUGAAAGAGAGAUGAAAGAUGUAAAAAGUGAAGAACGUGAUGAUGAACGACGAAGAGAAAAAAAGCGAAGCACAACUCCAGAAUCUCCAAACCAUUAUAGAGAUCGAAGACGAAAUUCAACAAGUCCAUCUUCUAAAAGUAAUAGAUAUAGAUCACGUAGUAGAUCACCGCGAGGUAAACGUAGAUCACGAUCACCAUAUAAAAAACGGGUUCCAGUGACACCAUCACCACCACGUAUUCGACGAACACCUUCGCCUUCCUUUUCAUCCAGAGUAUCUCGUAGAUCGCCUACUAAUGAACGAAAUGACAGAAAAAGAAGGGGUAGAUCACCAUCAUUGUCACCACCACCUCCACCACGUACUUCAAAACAUAGAGCUAAUAGUCCUCCUUCUCCAUCACCACGCAAAUAUAGGCAUAAGCAUAAAUAUUAAAUUAUUUUACAUUAUAUUUUCUACAUUAUGAGAAAUACAUGUCAAUAGAAUUAAAAAACAAAUAGCGUUAUAAAAAUAAUGUUAUUGUUAUAAAAAAUUAGUUAUUGCAAUACUAAUUCGAUGAUACAAAAUACUUUUAUGUUUUUUUAAAUAUUUAGAUACUCUUUUUUUCAAUUUUCCUUAAAUUAAUUCACUUUAUAUGUAUAAUUGUUUAUAUAUACAAUGAUAUGUGACAAAUACAUGGAAAAAUAUACUGAUUCUUAAUUAUAAUAAAAAAAUAAUUCUAUUUAUAUAUAUAAUUUUUUGUAUUAUAGUAGUUUAAUUAUUAUUAAUUCAUAUGAAUGAACUUAAAAUAUCUACAAAAUAUCUAACAUGUCACAAGAAUUGAUCUAUUGUAAAAUUAAGAUCAUUUCAAACAUGAUCAAAUAUUUUUAUUGCUAGAUUUUAAAUAAUAUUUCUUGGAAUGUAAAUAUAAUAUAAGAUUAGAAAUUUAUAUAAUUGUAUAUAUAUAUUCAAUAUUAGAUAAAGCACGAUUAAUAGUGGGGGAAUCAUCAUAUUAAUGAUAGGAGUCGUAAAUAAAUAGCAAGGAAGUUGUAUGAUCUAAUUCAAAUCUGGACUAAAUUAUAGUCAGAAUUAGAAUAUUAUUGCCAAAAUUACUUUCAUUAUGGUUUGUGAUCUCAUCUCCACGUGGAUCUUAUAAUUCCUAAAAAUUAAUUUGCAUCCCCGUUAUUUUGAAAUAUUUGUUUUAUGUAAUAUAUUUUUAUGGCAAUACAAUAAAAUAAUUAUAAUGCACAAUAAUAUAAUAAGUUUUUUUUAAUAAGUUAAUUAUUGAAAUUGAUGCUAUAAAUUUAACUGCGAAAGUUAAGAGAAUUAAAAUAUUGCCGGAUUUUUAUCUUUUUAUGAGUAAUAAUUAAUUCUAAUAAACUAUAUAUAAUAUUAUAAAAAAUAAUAUAAAUAAAUAAAUUCUAAUAUAAAUGUAAUAUUAAUAUAUAGUUACUUCUUUCUAAUCAUCUGAAAAAAAUUAAUAUUCACUUAUCAAUCAAGUAUUCUUUUUAUUUUCAAAUCGAAAAAUAAAUAAUUAUUUUUUAUUAAAGAAUUAAUUAAAAUUAAAUUCAGAAAAGUUUUCAUUAUUUUUUAUUUUCUUUUAUUUUUUUUUAUGUACAUUAUUCUUAAUAGCUAUACAAAAUUUUUUUAAGUAUUUUUUUUAUUAAUAAUUUUCAAAAUAACAUUAUAAAGGUAAAAUUUUAGAAAAUAAUUUUACCUCAUAUAUAAUAUAAGUUACCAUAAUUAAAAAAGCUAUGUAUCCAUUACUUGCACCUGGUUCAUAAACCUAAAAAAUUUAAUUAAUAUCGGCAUCGAACACUUUACGAAUAUUACUUAUUCGUAAAAAAUUUUUAAAUAUUUAUAUGCAUAAUACAUAAUACAAAACUUAAUUGAUUAUUUAAUAUAUAUUUUCUUUAUUUAAGACUGUAAAAAAAUUAUUGCAAAAUCCUCCAUGCUCAUGUAAUUUCAUCUAUACUUUCUUACAUAUUUAUAUAUAUUAUUUAGUUUCUAUAAAUACACAUUUAUUGUUUUAAUUAAUUAUAUUUAAUUUAUUUUAUAUUAAGAAAAUAUUAUGUAUUAUUUUUUAUAUAAUAAAAAAACAUUCAAAAUUCAUUAUCAUAUUAAAUAUAAAUUGUUUAUACAGAAAUAAAUUUUGCAAUUUUAAUAAUACUAAAAUUUUUUCACAUUAAAAUAUAUAUAUACAAUAUAAUAGAUUAUUUUUUAUUUUUUGAUAUUAUUGAACUAUUGGUUUUUUCUUGUUUUUACUUCUUUUUCACUAUCUUCUUCAUUAUCAUUUUAUAUAAUUUGUAGUUUUCCAUAGCUAGCUUCUAGUUUUGCAAUCAAUUCAGUAUCAUCAAAAUCUCCAAUUUCUUUUUCUUCUUUUAAUAUUGUUUUUUAUUCAAUUCCUAUUUGAUUUUUUUGCUUCAUUUCAUCAAUAUUUUUAUUUUCUUUAUGUUUUCUCUUCCAUUUUUCAUUUCAUUCAUAUUUUUAUCAAUUCCUUCUUUUCCUCAAAUUU